GGCAAGAGAAGGAGCUCUCUGCGGUGGAUGCCCACGCAGAUGCCACAAAGUUCUGGAGCUGGACGCAGCACCCUCCCCAGGGACCCCAGUAUGCCGGACAGCAGAGAGGUCCCACAAGAGAGUGGGCCAGACACAAGCAUGGGGGCCACCCGGGAAAAUGUGGGGAGCAGCUCGCUGACUGACAGACAGACGCUUCACAAAGAGUCCCUACGCCAUGCUCGUGAAAAUUGGUCCCCAGAGAAGGCAAAGGACGCCCCCUUGGAUAGUCCAGAGGAGACGUUGUGGACGUGCCGGGCCGAUGGGCGAGUCCGCCUGCGAAUCGACUCCAGCUGCCCGCAGCCUCCCUGCACGGUGCACCAGAUGUUCUACCAGGCCCUGGACAAGUACGGCAAGCUCAGCGCCCUGGGCUUCAAGCACCAGGGCAAGUGGGAACGCAUCUCCUACUUCCAGUACUACCUGCUCUCCCGCAAAGCCGCCAAGGGCUUCCUGAAGCUCGGCCUGGAGCGGGCCCACAGUGUGGCCAUCCUCGGCUUCAACUCUCCAGAGUGGUUCUACUCGGCCGUGGGCACAGUGUUUGCAGGUGGCAUCGUCACUGGCAUCUACACGACCAGCACCCCAGAGGCCUGCCAGUUCAUCGCCCAUGACUGCCGCGCCAAUGUCAUUGUUGUCGACACACAGAAGCAGCUGGAAAAGAUCCUGAAGAUCUGGAAACAGCUGCCACAUCUGAAGGCCGUCGUGAUCUACCGGGAACCUCUGCCGGAGAAGAUGGACAACGUGUUCACGAUGGAGGAGUUCAUGGAUCUAGGGAACGAGGUGUCAGAGGCAGCCCUGGACACCAUCAUCAGUGCCCAGCAGCCCAACCAGUGCUGCGCCUUGGUCUACACGUCCGGCACUACUGGGACCCCCAAGGGCGUGAUGCUGAGUCAGGACAAUAUCACGUGGACAGCCCGCUACGGUAGCCAGGCCGGUGACAUCCAGCCAGCAGAAGUCCAACAGGAAGUGGUGGUCAGCUACCUGCCCCUUAGCCACAUCGCUGCCCAGAUCUAUGAUUUGUGGACUGGCAUCCAGUGGGGAGCCCAGGUCUGCUUUGCUGAGCCCGACGCCCUGAAGGGGAGCCUGAUAAACACCCUGCGGGAAGUGGAGCCCACAUCCCACAUGGGAGUGCCUCGGGUGUGGGAGAAGAUCAUGGAGCGAAUCCAGGAGGUGACAGCUCAGUCUGGCUUCAUCCGGCGCAAGAUGCUGCUGUGGGCCAUGUCGGUGACCUUGGAGCAGAACCUCAGCUGUCCGGACAGCGACCUGAAGCCCUUCACAACCCGCCUGGCAGAUUACCUGGUGCUAGGCAAGGUCCGCCAGGCCCUUGGCUUUGCCAGGUGUCAGAAGAGCUUCUACGGGGCGGCCCCCAUGACCGCAGAGACACAGCACUUCUUCCUGGGCCUCAACAUCCGCUUGUAUGCUGGCUACGGGCUCAGUGAGACCUCAGGUCCCCACUUCAUGUCCAGCCACGACAACUACCGGCUCUACAGCUCAGGCAAGGUGGUGCCAGGCUGCCAGGUGAAGCUGGUGAAUGAGGACAUGGAGGGCACAGGCGAGAUCUGCCUGUGGGGCCGCACCAUCUUCAUGGGCUACCUGAACAUGGAGGACAAGACGUGUGAGGCCAUCGAUGCCGAGGGCUGGCUCCACACUGGCGACUCGGGCCACCUGGACACUGACGGCUUCCUCUACAUCACCGGGCGUCUCAAAGAAUUAAUCAUCACGGCCGGUGGGGAGAACGUGCCCCCUGUGCCCAUCGAGGAGGCGGUGAAGAUGGAGCUGCCCAUCAUCAGCAACGCCAUGCUCAUCGGGGACCAGCAGAAGUUCCUGACCAUGCUGCUCACCUUGAAGUGCACUCUGGACCCAGACACCUCUGAUCCAACCGAUAAUCUGAGCGAACAGGCUGUGGAGUUCUGCCAGAGAGUGGGCAGCAGAGCCACCACCGUGUCUGAGAUUGUGGGCAAGAAGGACGAGGCCGUGUACCAGGCCAUCGAAGCAGGGAUCCAGAGGAUCAACCAGAAGGCAGCGGCCCGCCCCUACCACAUCCAGAAGUGGGCCAUUCUGGAAAGGGACUUCUCCAUCUCAGGGGGAGAGUUCGGCCCCACGAUGAAGCUGAGGCGGCUUGCGGUUCUGGAGAAGUACAAAGACAUCAUCGGUUCCUUCUACCAACUGCAGAACAAGUAACCAGGCUGCCCUUGCCAUUGGUGAAUAGAGGCCAGGCGUGGGAGCGUUUGCCCGACCCCAGGUCCUCCUCAAUAAAGGUGCGGGGAUUUCCGACCCCGGCGUUAGGUCUCCAGUGACGGAGGCUGCGGCUCUGGCGUUCCCAUUGCCACGUCUUGUGCCAAUAGCUGAAAAUCCUGAAAAGCCUCAUGUGUGGAUACUUAGUGUUAAUUUUAAGGAUUGCUUUUUUGUUCCAGUGACAGAUGACAAUCAGCCCUCCCUCCAGAACUGAAGGGCUGAUCAUUUUCGGCCUUAGUUCCAGGUAGAUUUUAACCAGUGGCCUGUUCAGAGCGGGCUGGGUGAGCUUUGUGUUUCUCGGGUGUGGUGCAGAGGGUGGGCAGUCCUAACGGCCCCCACCUCCGACACACCCCUGGAGGCAGUCAACCCCAUCAAUCCCUUAUCCUCAGCCUCAAGCACAACUCACCUGAUGCUUAAUAAAACUGCUGCCGUCUA
Echinops telfairi (small Madagascar hedgehog) is the source of this 2703-nucleotide messenger RNA. It is a transcript of the gene ACSBG1, whose product is annotated as acyl-CoA synthetase bubblegum family member 1. Gene Ontology annotation, molecular function: long-chain fatty acid-CoA ligase activity. Gene Ontology annotation, cellular component: membrane; endoplasmic reticulum. Lineage: Eukaryota; Metazoa; Chordata; Mammalia; Afrosoricida; Tenrecidae. The record is from RefSeq and is a predicted model, not a curated record. The transcript has 14 exons. Bases 28 to 2214 code for a protein of 728 amino acids.